Molecule: messenger RNA, 975 nt
Organism: Talaromyces amestolkiae
Lineage: Eukaryota; Fungi; Ascomycota; Eurotiomycetes; Eurotiales; Trichocomaceae
Exons: 2
Coding region: 1-975 (324 amino acids)
Molecular function (GO): 8-oxo-dGDP phosphatase activity
Source: RefSeq, a predicted model, not a curated record
AUGGCUGGRAAGACAAAUCUGCAAUUGAUUCAGGAGUGUGACAACUUCCCCUACUAUGACGAUGACCCAAAGUUCUACGAGCGUCAGCUCAAUCAAUAUCAUGCCUUCAAGGUGAACGGCUGCCAUGCCGUCUUGGGGUAUAUCCCCAACACCGUCGUCAAAGAAUUCAAUUGGACAGAAAACGAGUGGGAAGUCGACGAGCGUAAUCGCACCGUCACACUCAUGGCAGCACCAGACGCUGAACCUGCAGUACGCAAUGAAAUCAUGUCUCGCUUGCUAGCUGACGCCGUGCGUCGCGAGACCUUUGAAGUUCUGAAAGGUUGGCGUGCAGAGAUGUAUGCCAUCCACGCUCCCGGCGGAAAAUUCCUGAUGGAAAUGGAGCGAUGCGCAAGUCCGUUGUUCGGCAUUAUCACUUACGGCGUACAUAUGACGGGAUACGUCGAAGACCCAAAAGAAGGGUUGAAGUUGUGGGUUGCGCGACGAUCAAAAACUAAACAGACGUAUCCGAAUAUGCUGGAUAACACUGCUGCGGGCGGUAUGAGUACCGGUGAACACCCCUAUGGAUGCGCUAUUCGUGAGGCUGCGGAAGAAGCAUCCAUCCCGGCAGAAGUCUUUGAGCAACGCGCCAGACCAGCGGGCGUAUUGACGUACUUUUACGUGCGGGAUGCGCGCGCAGGCGGCGAGACGGGUCUGUUACAGCCGGAAAUUGAAUACAUUUACGACAUCAGAUUGGACGCGAGUCAUGCAGUGAAGCCCUGCGAUAGCGAAGUUGAGGAUUUCCGUCUUUGGACCGUGGAUGAAGUGAGGCAAUCACUGAGGGAAGGGGACUGGAAGCCUAAUUGUGCUGUUGUGGUUAUCGACUUUCUGAUCAGACAUGGGAUUCUGACGCCGGAGAAUGAGCCUGACUAUUUGGAGAUUAUGGCAAGGAUACAUCGGCGCUUGCCUUUUCCUACGGUGAGGUUUGAUAUGAAAUAG